AUGAGCCGACAAGGACGUCCUCUGUGUUGUUCCUCAGUGAAAGAGGACCCCGAGGAGAUGAGGAGGUUGGGAAAGAGGUUUAAGAAACUGGACCUGGAUAACUCGGGGUCUCUGAGUGUGGAGGAGUUCAUGUCUCUGCCUGAGCUCCGGCAGAAUCCGCUGGUUCACAGAGUCAUCGACAUAUUCGAUACCGAUGGAGACGGCGAAGUCGACUUCCAAGAGUUCAUUGAAGGAGUCUCACAGUUCAGCGUCAGAGGUGAUAAGGAGCAGAAGCUACGUUUUGCUUUCAGGAUCUACGACAUGGACAAAGACGGCUACAUUUCCAACGGAGAGCUCUUCCAGGUCCUCAAGAUGAUGGUGGGAAACAACCUGAAGGACACGCAGCUCCAGCAGAUCGUCGACAAAACCAUCGUCAACGCCGACAAAGACGCAGACGGCAGAAUAUCCUUUGAGGAGUUCCGUGCGGUCGUCGGGGGGCUGGACAUUCACAAGAAGAUGGUGGCGGAAGUCUGA
Molecule: messenger RNA, 513 nt
Organism: Paralichthys olivaceus (Japanese flounder)
Lineage: Eukaryota; Metazoa; Chordata; Actinopteri; Pleuronectiformes; Paralichthyidae
Source: RefSeq, a predicted model, not a curated record